CUCUUCCGGUCCCGGCGGCGGCCAUUUUGUGAGCGCGACGGGAGAAGGAGUUCCUCGGGAGAAGAAGGAGGAGGAGGAGGAAGAAGGAGCAGGCCUGCUGUGGGGCCCUUGCCCGGCCGCCAUGCCCUCCUCGCCGCUCCGGGUGGCCGUGGUUUGCUCCAGCAACCAGAACCGCAGCAUGGAGGCCCACAACAUCCUCAGUAAACGUGGUUUCAGCGUUCGAUCCUUUGGCACCGGGACUCACGUGAAACUGCCAGGACCGGCGCCGGACAAGCCAAACGUUUACGAUUUCAAAACAACAUACGAUCAGAUGUACAGUGACCUUCUUAGGAAAGACAAGGAACUCUAUACACAGAAUGGGAUUUUACACAUGUUGGACAGAAACAAGCGGAUCAAGCCCCGGCCGGAGAGAUUCCAGAACUGUAAAGACGUCUUCGACUUGAUCUUGACUUGCGAAGAAAGAGUCUACGAUCAAGUAAUAGAAGGUAAUGGCCCGCCUUUCUUCCUUUGCUUCCAGAUACAACAUACGGAAGAUAUGGAAAAUGAAAUAGAUGAGCUGCUACAGGAAUUUGAAGAGAAAAGUGGAAGGACUUUCCUGCACACGGUCUGCUUUUAUUGAAAGCACGCCACUCUCCUCCUCCUCCUCCUCCUCCUCCUCUAGGCCUUACUGCAGACCACGGAAGAAGCACGUGGACUUGACGGGACCUUUCUCCCCUUCUCUUGGAGACUGGGCUUGACAACCAGUUUCCUUGUCGCUGUUCCAUUUUAUUUCCCUGCUGCGUUAUUUUUGGAGGGGGGAAAAUAAUAUUUUUUUUUUGGUGAGGGCGAAGAGGGGAAUGUUUCCGAACCUUUACCUAUCUAUAUAUAAAAAAGAAAGACAUUCUUACUCCCGAAGCUGCUUUAUUUAAGAGAUGUUUUUUAAUCAAAGAUUUUUAAAAAACCCUUUCCUUCUCUUUCUGAGACCCCGCUCGGAGUGGCUUCCGUAGGGCGUUAAUUGUCAAGAGAAUUCCCAAAACCAGAUUAUCAUUUAUGAUUUCCAGUGUAAAGAACAUAUCUCAGUUGCUUGUGGGGUUGCUUUUCUUUUCUUUUCUUUCUUUUUUUGGUUUUGUUUUCAGGGGGAAAGGGAGAUGCUUUUCGUUCAAUGGCUGGGAUUAUACAAAGGUAUGAAUGGGAGAAUGAAUAUCUGUAUCAUAUUAGGAAUGAAACGGGAAGCGUCCAAUAAAUAGAACUGCCUCA
Molecule: messenger RNA, 1236 nt
Organism: Anolis sagrei ordinatus
Lineage: Eukaryota; Metazoa; Chordata; Lepidosauria; Squamata; Anolidae
Source: RefSeq, a predicted model, not a curated record